Molecule: messenger RNA, 546 nt
Organism: Eimeria acervulina
Lineage: Eukaryota; Apicomplexa; Conoidasida; Eucoccidiorida; Eimeriidae
Exons: 5
Coding region: 1-546 (181 amino acids)
Source: RefSeq, a predicted model, not a curated record
AUGGACGUUUCGGCGAUGAAAGCGCGGAGUUUUUUAGGUUUUAUGAGCAUUCGAUCGGGGUUGAUCGUUGUCGCGUUUUUGCAAAUAAUUGUCGGCGUUUUCCUGUUUAUGUCGUUCAAAUUCAUCCGACCAACGCUCAUUGUUCCUGCUUGGUUUCUGUUGUUGACGAAUUGUUUCAGCGCUCUACUCGGCUUCAUCUUCCUCGUCCUCGUCGUCCUCACAUUUUCUGAUACCGUUGAACUGCUGCCUGCUGCGCCUAGAGGAGCGGCUAACACAGGUUUCAGACAGUUUGACGUGGAUGCACAUUACCGUGCGAGGGCUCGAGCUGCAUUUAAUCGUCUUCGUUUAAAUCCUGUCUUUUCAAGAGUUCUGCAAAAUGUUCGAUUAGAAGAGCCGUUGGAUUUAAUUGACUUUCAUCUGCCGCAGCAAUUAGAGAUACCCCAAUUAGAAAUUCCUGAUUAUCAACAUAUGCCUUUCGUUCCGCAUGCAAAUCAAACGGCGGGAGAAAACGGCGAAGUUUCUGUAGGCGAGCUGCCACCAGAGUGA